AGAGAGAGAGAGAGAGAUUACCGCACUCCUUUAACGGGGUGCACCAUUUCACUCCGCUCCACUGUGCGCGUAAAAAAGACAACGGGCUCCAAAAAAAAGGAGAGAGGAAGAGUAAGAAAUCUAGAGAGACAGAGAAAGAGAGAGAGAGAGAGAGUCCUUGAAUUGCCACUUAAAGCAAUUGGCUAUGUCCAGCGCUCAGUUUUCGCAAUAUUUUCCUUGUACAACUAUCUAAAGGUUGGCACACUCUCAUGGUUUUACCUCCCGUAGGAUGGGAUUAACUUUGUCCGGAAGAUACAUCUCACUGGUGCUGGCUGUACAAAUAGCAUAUUUGCUCCAGACUGUUGGAGCGUCGGGGAAAUGUGACACCGUGUUUAAGGGCUUCUCAGACUGCCUGCUUCAGCUGGGAAACAACAUGGCCAGCUAUCCACAGGAUCUGGACGAGAAGGAGAACCUGCAAACGAUCUGCACAUAUUGGGACGACUUCCACUCGUGUGCCACCACAGCACUGGCAGACUGCCAGGAGGGAGCGACGGAGCUGUGGGAGAAACUCAAGAAGGAGUCCAGAAACCUGGAGUUUAAAGGCAGUUUGUUUGAACUGUGCGCUGGAGGAAACGACGCCAGCACACCAUCAGCCUCUCCAACCGGGCUCAUCAUGCUGCUCAGCUCCCUCUCCAUUCUGCUCACAUGGAUCCAGUUUUAGCGCACAACACGAAACCGAGAAGAUCAACACAAAGACAUUUUUAGCUCACACGAAAAGAAGAAGACGGGAAACCUUGGGUGGGGGGAUAAAAAAAAGAAGAAAAAAACAACAACAACCGAGUGCUCUAUCACCAUGACCAUAUCAAGAAAAAUAAAUAAUAGCCUAAAAUAUGACGAUCAGAAAUCAUAUUAAGCCAAAAUGGAAUUAUUACAGCGCCUCAUCUGGAGAAGACGACUUGGUUCUGCUGUAGACAAUGGCAAUAAGGCGUCUUCAGGGAAUGCUCUCCAUCUGCCUGACCUGGGAGUCCACUUCAUCAAAUAUUUAACAGAUGUCGAUUGAAAAUCACGGUCAUUUUUUUGAUGAUCAGUUUGUGGAAAUACAUUAACGCCUGCAAAACAAGUAAUUAUAACUGUAGGCUUGAUAAUCUAUCAUGCAUAGAAAAAUAAAUAUCCUGACAGACAGACAGACAGACAGACAGACAGACACACACACACACACACACACACACACACACACACACACACACACACACACACACACACACACACACGAGCCAAAUUACACUCCACUGGCAGGAGGUGUUCAGUUAUUGUCAAAUAUUUGGAUUUUUUUUUAGUUGCCAAAUUUAUAACGCCAACAUAAUGUUAUAAUGGAGAAAACGCGCGAACACUGCAGAAAACAGAUAGGGGACGAAGGAAAACACUCCAAUAUUUUGAUUGCCAUCUCUAAUAAUGGUAGAAAGAUAAUAACACCACUAAUAAUAAAACCUCAGGAAUGAUUUUAGGCAUUUAAAUGGAUAGUUCAAUCGAACAGGUUAAUGCGGCUUACAGUGAAUGAAAGCUAGGUACUUAUUAUGUGCAUAUUGCACAAUGCUAAUUGGUGGCUGUUCACUUUCAUACACUGUUAGUAACAUUAGCAUUUUUGAAGGAAUUAUUCUUUAAUCGAUGGUAGAUUGUAUGUUCUAUAAAGGUAGAAAAAUUUGGAAAGAUGUUAGAAGUCAAAUGUAGCGAGAAAUAAUGGUAAAUGAUUAGACUGUUGACCAGUGUUUCAACCAUUCCAAGAUUUAUUUUUAUUAUUUUUUUAAACAAAAAUUAUUUAGGGAAUUAUUUAAGGAUAGAGAGAGAGAGAGAGAGAGAGAGAGAGAGAGAGAGAGAGAGAGAGAGAGAGAGAGAGAGAGAGAGAGACUUUUAGGUUGUGAUAAAUAUUGGAGCACUAAAGUGAUACGCCCAAAACCGCAUACCACCGUACCAAAAAAAAAAAAAUUAUAAUUAUAAUAUUU
This is a messenger RNA of Tachysurus fulvidraco (yellow catfish), 1979 nucleotides long. It is a transcript of the gene nrn1a, whose product is annotated as neuritin 1a. The transcript is spliced from 3 exons. Gene Ontology annotation, biological process: nervous system development; neuron projection extension. Bases 269 to 700 code for a protein of 143 amino acids. The record is from RefSeq and is a predicted model, not a curated record. NCBI's taxonomy places the organism in Eukaryota, Metazoa, Chordata, Actinopteri, Siluriformes, Bagridae. Gene Ontology annotation, cellular component: plasma membrane.